UGCAGAACGUUCAGGCUUUAUACUCUCUGAUUAGUUGUGAUUGUCCUCGAAACAUAACAACCUCAGGUACAGUACUGCUGGCGUUUCGGAGGGCAUAGCGGCCAUGGGGCCGCCCGUAUUCCAGCCAGUAAAUGUAAGGUACCGAGACUACAGACAGAUGCAAUAAGUUAGGGAGGUAAAGUAGACAACUCCAUGGUGGCAGUUCGACCCUGAGUCCCCCAUUCUUACUGCUGUCAUUAUUGUGUCUCAAUUGCGUCUGGUUUGAACGCUAAAUAUACUCUCAUUUAAUCUCUUCCUAUCUCUUUUUAUCCCACGUCAACCACCACAUUCCUUCACCAUGACGCGCGCCCAGCAAACACUCUCGAUUCUUCUCCUUGUGUCUUCUCUCUACCUCGUCCUAUACCUGGGGCUUGUGCCCCUGAACGAAACUGUCCAAAAUGAAGUUAUCCCGGUUCUUCCCUUCUACGGCCUAAUAUGUUUCGCCUGCUACCUGGGUGGUCGACUCGGUAUGGCCAUCCUGACUUUCAACGACUGUCCCGAGGCACACCGGGAGUUGCAGAAGGAGAUUGAGCAGGCGAGGGCCGACCUGCGCAGCAAGAACGUCGAUGUUGACUAAGAUGUAGUCCUUUUGUGGUUGCUCGGCGUUUGCUUUUGGAAUCAGCAAUCUGUUGGAUAUGUGCUUUCAUCAGCUCAAGCUCUGCCUGUUCGGCUCGCUUCAAUUAAAGUGAAAUGAUAACUCAAAUACGCUCUCGCGCAAAGCUCGACUCCCAAAUGACGGAAUUCCGUUAGAUCCUUGGAGAGACAGAAGUGGUAAGAGUCUAUCACCCGGUCUCGGUGAUCUAUGAUAUUUGGUAGGAUUAGACUGUGCCAGGUCGAUCCAUACUACGGGUCAAGCAUAACAUUGACCGAUUUAUGCCCAACCGUUGAACAAGAAUGCCUACCGAUGCCUAUGAGAGUUCCAGAUUUCCUGAACCUAGAAUG
Messenger RNA from Aspergillus novofumigatus IBT 16806, 981 nucleotides. RefSeq names its product dolichol-phosphate mannosyltransferase subunit 3. Gene Ontology annotation, cellular component: dolichol-phosphate-mannose synthase complex; endoplasmic reticulum membrane. Lineage: Eukaryota; Fungi; Ascomycota; Eurotiomycetes; Eurotiales; Aspergillaceae. The transcript is spliced from 3 exons. The record is from RefSeq and is a predicted model, not a curated record. Gene Ontology annotation, biological process: GPI anchor biosynthetic process. Bases 338 to 616 code for a protein of 92 amino acids.